ACAAGUGCUACUCAACUUCCUCAUUUCUGUUGAAGAAGCUGCUGUUGAGGUCAGAGUGAAGGAACUCAAGUGCAACAGCAGCCAAGGACUAUUCCUCUGUCCCGAGAAGGGAGAGCAUCCCCUGGACUCAGGAUUGUCUGUGCCUUUAUUUGCUCACAGUCAUGGGACAGCUGUUCUCUUCGCAGAAUGAUGAACGCAAUGAAGAUUUGGCCUCCAGCUUUACCCAAUACUUCAAGAAGUUUAAGACAGUAGACACAAUCAUUCCUCAGGAACUCCUGGCUUCAAUUGGGUCAAGCCUGAGAAGAGGAAAUAUUCAGGGGGCAAACUCUUCCAUUGAAGAUGCAUUAAAAGAAAUUGACAGUACCCCACUCAAUGUUGCUGUGACCGGAGAGACUGGAGCAGGGAAAUCCAGCUUCAUCAAUGUCCUGAGAGGGGUUGGGCAUGAAGAGGAAGGUGCAGCUGAAACUGGAGUGGUGGAAACGACCAUGGAGAGACGUCCAUACAAACACCACAAUAUUCCCAAUGUGGUGAUUUGGGACCUGCCUGGUAUUGGAAGCACAAAUUUCCCACCCAAAGACUAUCUGGAGAAAAUGAAAUUCAAUGAGUAUGACUUCUUCAUCAUUGUUUCUGCCACACGCUUUAAGAAAAACGAUAUAGACCUCGCCAAAGCAGUCAGCCUGAUGAAGAAGGAUUUCUACUUCGUGAGAACCAAGGUGGACUCUGACUUAAAAAAUGAAAAGGAAUUCAAACCACGAACCUUUGACAGAGAGAAAGUCCUGCAGCAGAUCCGCAACAACUGUGUGAAGACCUUUCAGGAGAGUAACAUUGAAGAACCACCAAUCUUCUUGAUCUCUAACAAACAUUUAUCUGACUAUGAUUUCCCAAUCCUGAUGGAAAAGUUGAUGAAUGCUCUCCCUGUACACAAACGACACAAUUUUAUGCUUUCCUUGCCUAAUAUUACAAGUGCAGCCAUUGAAAGGAAGCGGCAGUUUCUGAAGCAGAGGAUUUGGCUCGAAGCCUUUGGGACUGACCUACUGAGUAUCAUCCCUUCACUGACCCUCUUCAUGGAAAGUGAUGUGGAGACUCUUCAGAAAAGCAUGAAAUACUAUCGAACAGUGUUUGGAGUAGAUGAUGCAUCCUUGGAGAGUCUGGCUAAGGAUUGGCAAGUGUCACUGAAUCAAAUCAAGGAAAAGAUGAAAUCUCCUAAGGUGUUUGAAAAUACAAAGAAAGAUACAAUACAAGAAAGGCUUUCAAGUCUUUAUGAGGAGUUCUGUUUGGCUAAUGGACAUUUAGUUACAAAGAAGGUUUAUGUUAAAGAAUUGUUUUGCCUAAAAUUACAUUUCCUUGACAUGGUGACAGAUGAUGCUAAUGCUCUUCUCAGAGAGAUAUGUUUUAGAAACAACUUGAUUUCUGAAUAGUCUGAAAUCCUGUAGCUGCCAAAUUUCAGAAUCAAUGACAGGGAAAAUAAAACAAGGACAUUGCAAAAUAAUAUACUGGGUUUAUUCAGGCCAUAUAGAGUUUAUCCAUACUUAGUGGUCAUAUAUCCACUUUAGCUAUAAGGAGGCAAUCAGAUAAGUGUAAAAAGGCAGAGAGCAAAAUUCUAUCUUCUCAUUUUGAAUAAAACCUCAGAUCAAUUAUUUGCAAUUUUAUUUUAGUUACUUUAAUAUAAAUUAUCAUCCACUUUUAGGUUUAACAUUGUAAUGGUUAGUGUUGUAGACAGAAUCUAGAAUCGCAUAGGAGAUGAACCUCUAGGCUUGCAUUCAGGAAAUUAUUCUGUUUAUGUUAGUUGUGUUGAGAAGCCCUGCCCACUAUGGGUGGUAUCAAUAUCAAGAUGGUGAUCCCUGAUUGUGUUUGUGGAAAGAAAGGUUAAGUAGCUGCAUAUUUGCAUUCAUCCAUUAUGCUCUACUUUUGCACUGUGGGUGGAGUGGCACUAGCUGCCACCAGCUACUUCUGUGACCUUGGGUAACCAUGGCCACUAUAACCUUGAAUUUGAUACUUGUGUCUUCUCUUGAUAGCCAUACCCAAGGAGAAACCAUACCUGGACUGGAGAGAUGGUUCAGUAGAUAAAGCACUUGCCUUGCAAAUCUGAAGACCUGAGUUCAGCUCCCCAGAGGCCACAUAAAGCCAGCUUAGUAUCUAUAAUCCACCCACUCCUAUGGUGAGAUAGGAGGCAGACACAGAGAAUCCUGGAAUCUCUGGGGCCAGCUAACCUGCCAUAUGCAGCAGUGAAUAAUAGACCCUGACACAAGCAAGUGGAAGGUAAAGACCAACACCCAAGAUUGUACUCUGACCACUACAUACAUGCCAUCUCAUAUUCAUGACUGCAAUCACACAUUCAAAUGUACAUGCAAAAGUUUUUUUCACUAUAAAAAUGAAGGAAGGGUUGGGCAGUGGCUCAGUGGUAUAAUGUUUGCCUCACAUGCCUGAGACCUCAGGCUCAAUCCCAAGAACUCAAUAAAAAGGGUAUGGAGUGGGGCUGGAAAGAUGGAUCAGAGGUUAAGAACACCAGGUACACUUACAGAGGACCUGGUUUUGAUUCCCACAUAGUAGCACCUAGUAGCUUAUAACUCCUGUUCCAGGGAAUCUGAUAUCUUCUCCUGAACUCCACAGGGAAAAGACAGGCAUGUGGUGAACAAGUUUACAUGUAAGGCAAACAUUCAAAAUAGUUAUGCUUAGAUAAAGAGAAAGACAAUAACCAUAGGGAUCACAGUAGCCUUAAUAACAACACAAAUUCCUAAAAAUCGUAUUUAUUCAGAAUCCUUGAGAAAAUACUAAAGAAGUUCUCUAUUUCUGUGACAGAAAAAGUGUAGAUGAUGAGAUUUCUCUACUUCCUAUUGCUGGGUUAUUGAAUGUUGUGAUUGCUAAAUGACUGAUUAACUCCAUAUUAAUACAAAAAGCCAUUUAAUAAUUUCUUUCUGAAAAAAACAUUUGUUUGUGCUUUACAUUUCCAAGAAUCCAUAAUAGUUUCACCAUGACAGUCCUUAAUAUUACAAUUAAUGGUUGAUUAUCUCAUUGUCCAUAUCCUGGCCUAUGUUUUCUCUUCCUUUAAAUAAAAUACAAAUAAAUGGUUACAUGUGUUGGUAAGACUCAAA
This is a messenger RNA of Cricetulus griseus (Chinese hamster), 3092 nucleotides long. The record is from RefSeq and is a predicted model, not a curated record. NCBI's taxonomy places the organism in Eukaryota, Metazoa, Chordata, Mammalia, Rodentia, Cricetidae.